Metschnikowia bicuspidata var. bicuspidata NRRL YB-4993 is the source of this 1300-nucleotide messenger RNA. RefSeq names its product sterol-4-alpha-carboxylate 3-dehydrogenase (decarboxylating) (gene ERG26). Bases 72 to 1124 code for a protein of 350 amino acids. Gene Ontology annotation, biological process: steroid biosynthetic process. Gene Ontology annotation, molecular function: 3-beta-hydroxy-Delta5-steroid dehydrogenase (NAD+) activity. NCBI's taxonomy places the organism in Eukaryota, Fungi, Ascomycota, Pichiomycetes, Serinales, Metschnikowiaceae. The transcript has a single exon. The record is from RefSeq and is a predicted model, not a curated record.
GACUCUUUUUCUUCCUUAGACUCUCUAGAUUCUGCCUUAGACCCCGGGUUUUUCCAGCAUUUUUUUACAAAAUGGCCCCUCUUAAGUCUGUGCUUCUUGUUGGCGGCGCUGGCUUUCUCGGACUCCAUUUGGUGCAGCAGUUCUAUACGCACUGUCCCGACACGCAGAUCCAUGUUUUUGACAUCCGCCCGAUUCCCGCCGAAAUCUCCAAAUACUUCACGUUCGACCGCCUGAAGGUCACUUUUCACCAGGGCGACUUGACCCUGGAAAAAGACGUGCUUGCGGCGAUCAAUGCGUCCAAAUGCGAGGUGGUGGUCCAUUCCGCGUCCCCGAUCCACGGUAUGGCCCAGGAAAUCUACCACAAAGUCAACGUGGUGGGCACCAAAACGCUCCUCAAGGUGGCCCGGGACUCGCCGGUCCAGGCGCUUGUGUACACGUCGUCUGCAGGCGUGAUUUUCAACGGCGCCGACGUCUUCAAUGCCAACGAGUCGUGGCCAUACCCCGCCAAGCAUAUGGACGGAUACAACGAGACCAAGGCGGCGGCCGAGGAGGCUGUGAUGGCAGCAAACGAGCCAGGCCAGCUUCUCACGGUAUGCUUGAGGCCCGCGGGCAUUUUUGGGCCGGGCGACCGGCAGUUGGUGCCCGGUUUGCGCACAGCAGCACGGCUUGGCCAGCUGAAGUUCCAGCUCGGCGACAACGACAACCUUUUCGACUGGACGUACGUGGGCAACGUUGCGGACGCACAUGUGCUUGCCGCCGAACGGAUCUUGGACGCCCAGCACGCGCCGCGGUUGGGCGGCGAGACGUUUUUCAUCACCAACGACGCGCCCACGUACUUCUGGACGUUGGCACGCACGGUGUGGAAGGCCGACGGCCAUAUCGACAGCCACAACAUCAAGUUGCACUACCCGGUGGCGAUUGUCGCCGGGUACUUGUCGCUGUUUGUGUCGAAGCUCUUGAACAAAGAACCCGGGUUGACGCCGUUCCGGGUCAAGAUCACGUGUGCCACGCGUUACCACGACAUCACCAAGGCCAAGCAAGUGUUGGGCUACGAGCCGGCAGUGUCGCUUGAGGACGGCAUCCAGCACACUCUCGACUGGAUCUACGAGACACACAAGGACUAGGCUAGGGCAGUACGGCGCUAUGGUAGCAGGGCGCUAGGGGGCAUGGCACGGGCACGCAUGGUGGAUUCAUAGUGUAAAUAAGAGAUGUUCAGAACACGAAGUACGCAGCGGCGCCAAGCAUGGCGGCGGUGACCGCGAGCUGCGCCGUCAUACUCGACGAUCUCAUGGGCACACCU